Penicillium paradoxum is the source of this 3507-nucleotide messenger RNA. It is a transcript of the gene pan2n2, whose product is annotated as poly(A)-specific ribonuclease. The transcript is spliced from 4 exons. Bases 1 to 3507 code for a protein of 1168 amino acids. Gene Ontology annotation, molecular function: nucleic acid binding; poly(A)-specific ribonuclease activity; protein binding. Gene Ontology annotation, cellular component: P-body; PAN complex. Lineage: Eukaryota; Fungi; Ascomycota; Eurotiomycetes; Eurotiales; Aspergillaceae. The record is from RefSeq and is a predicted model, not a curated record. Gene Ontology annotation, biological process: nuclear-transcribed mRNA poly(A) tail shortening; mRNA processing.
AUGGAGGCCGAUUGGGAUGAGCUGUCGCGUAUCCCAAUGCCGCCGCCCAGUGCGCAUGGGAUGCCUACUGUAGCAACAGCAACGGCAUUUGACGAUAUGAUGGAACUUUUAUGGAUAGGCAAUGAAUAUGGCAGGAUAUCUUCAUUUUACGGGCCGGAGUUACAACGAUACACCUCAGUCCGAGCGCAUCCAGUAUCUGAGGGUGCAGUUCAGCAAAUCAUUUUUCAUGAACGAGGUGUGAUCUCGUUAUCUGGAAAAAGUGUGCACAUGAUCACACGGCGGGGCUUAACACAGUGGCAUCUUGCCCACGAUGAAAUGGUUGACCUUCGUUGCAUGAGCUUUACAGCCCAGACCAAUCGUAUCCUCGUCGCGGGCUGUCAACGAGUUAUGUUCACUGUGGACAUUGACAAGGGCAUAAUUGUCGAUAAGUUGCCUACUGAGCAUGGCUACACGAUGAUGAAGAAGAGUCGAUAUCUCUGCGCUGCGACAGACACGGGAUCAAUAAAUGCCCUGAGCCUGGCAGAUUUCAGUGUCGUCAAAUCAUGGAAGGCUCAUGGAACGGCCGUCAAUGAUAUGGAUGCGCGGAAUGACCUACUAGUCACAUGUGGCUUCUCCGUCCGCCAGAUGGGAUCCCCAAUCGUGGAUCCAUUAGCCAAUGUCUAUGAUCUCAAAACUCUGGCUCCGUUGCCUCCGAUUCCGUUCCAUGCUGGAGCGGCAUACGUACGCAUGCAUCCCAAACUUCACACCACUUGCUUCGUGGCUUCACAAACAGGUCAACUCCAAGUGAUAGAUGUUAUGAACCCAAACUCAGUCAAUUUGAGACAGGCAAAUGUCUCGAUCAUGCUUGGCAUUGACCUAUCACCAUCAGGUGAAGCAUUGGCUGUAAAUGAUGCCGAAUGCUCUAUCCAUCUAUGGGGCUCUCCGACCAAGAUUCAUUUCAAUGAGAUGAGCAAGGAGACAGAGUUUGCCGAUGUCCUCACACGGCCUACUCCGGUAGACUGGUCUGCUGACUCUCCACUGAAUAUGGUAGGGAUGCCUUACUAUCAUGAACGUCUGCAUUCCGCGUGGCCAAGUCAACUACUUUUUGAGAUCGGCAGUCCCCCUGCUCCGUUCGAUCAGUCACUGUUGCCAUAUCUACGCCCGGCAGAGAUGGGUCACCAUGCUCCAAACCCGAAAAAGAAUCGACGCUACCAAAUGGAAAACACUCGCGCACUCACUACAGCAGAGCCCGCUCUGAUUGCACCAAAGUUUUUGAGUGAAAAGGCUCGAGAGUCUAGCAAGUCAGAUGGCUUAAUUGGUGCUGCAGAAGCUUUGGCAGGGGCGAAGAUCAACGGAGAGAGUGACGACGAUCCACUGCUCAAAUAUAGCAACGUUGAGAUCAAGUACAGCCGAUUCGGUGUAGAUGACUUCGAUUUCCGAUUCUACAAUAAGACUUCAUUCUCGGGGUUGGAAACUCACAUCGCCAACUCCUUUACCAAUUCCCUCCUUCAACUUUUCAAGUUCAUCCCGCUUUUCCGAAAUCUAGCCCUUAACCACGCUGCCGGGUCAUGCAUAUUCGAGCAUUGUCUUCUCUGUGAAUUAGGAUAUCUAUUUGACAUGCUUGAGAAAGCAAACGGACAAAAUUGUCAGGCCACAAACCUCCUCAAGACAUUCAGCAGCUUCCGAGAAGCCUCAAACCUAGGUCUCUUGGAAGAGAAUCUCACCAACAAAUCUCUUUCAACUGCAAUCCAAGCAGUCAAUCGCUUCUUCCUCACUCAGGUAGCGCAAGACUUCCGGAUGAUUCAGCCUAGUUCUGAAGACCUCGAUCAACGCCUAGCCACGAUCGCGUCAGAGUCUAUUAGGUGCAUGUUCUGUCAGAACGAAAUUGUGCGUCCUGGUAACUCACUGGCCAAUGAACUCAUUUACCCUAAUAUCGAUAUCAAACAUGCACGACGCAACCCACUGUUCCGCUUCUCCAGUAUCCUCCGUGCAAGUAUCGAGCGAGAAACACAAAACCGUGGAUGGUGCAACCAUUGUCGUCGCUAUCAGCAAGUGACGAUACGCAAGACCAUUCAUCGGAUGCCAUUGAUCCUUGUGCUCAAUGCCGCUCUUACCAAUCCUCUCUGCCGUCGUCUUUGGGCAGUCCCUGGGUGGCUUCCUGAUGCCGUCGGUAUUGUGGUUGAUAGGAACGGACAGGUGAUGUGCUUCGAGGGUGAUGAUCUUCAGAUCCGCAUUCAGAACCAAUUACCUGGUCUCAUGGUGUAUGAUCUGGUUGGCUUGGUCGCGGAGAUUGAUAUUCCGGAACACCAAAAGCCACAUUUGGUCUCUUUUGUCAAUGUCUCUAUCUCAAAAGCUGAGUUCGAAGGGCCAGGCAAAUGGCAUCUGUUUAAUGACUUUUUGGUCACCGAAGUCGAGAGAGAUGAAGCACUUCGAUUCACACAGCCUUGGAAGCAACCUUGUGUUCUCUCUUACCAACUGAGAGAUCCACGCCAUGUCAUAGAUGACUCUUGGAAGAACCUUCUGGACAAGACGCUGUUAUUCCGAGAGUGGUCUUUGAAUGGCGGUCGUCAGGUUGAAUCUUGUCAAACUCUCACCGAGGAAGAAAACCCACAGCCUGGGACACCCGUUGCAUUGGAUACUGAGUUUGUUGAUCUUGAAAAGGCUGAGAUUGACGUCAAGGCAGACGGAUCACAAGAAAUGGUUCGCCCCAAUAAGAGUGGGUUGGCUCGUGUCUCCGUCUUACGGGGCUUCGGUGUUCACGAAGGAGUCCCCUUCAUCGAUGACUAUAUCACCAUCCGUGAGCCAAUUGUGGACUAUGUCACCCAGUAUUCUGGCAUCAAGCCUGGCGAUCUAGAUCCCCGAACCAGUGAGCACAACCUUGUUCCGCUCAAGGCGGCCUACAAGAAGCUCUGGCUGCUUCUCAACCUCGGCUGUGUAUUUGUUGGUCACGGUCUUGCCUCCGAUUUCCGCAAGAUCAAUAUCCAAGUACCCAAGGCACAGACUGUAGACACACAAUAUCUCUUCUUCCACCCUGGGAAGAACCGCCGGCUGAGUCUCCGAUACCUGGCCUGGGCCGUCUUCAAGGAAUACAUCCAAGAGGAGCCCAUGCCUGAGACCCUGCAAGGCCAUGAUUCUAUUGAGGAUGCUCGUAUGGCUUUGCGUCUCUGGAAAAAAUUCCAGGAAUACGAGGAUGCGGGCAUUGUCGCGCAAAUGCUCGAAGAGAUCUUCCGCGAAGGAUCAAAACUUGGAUUCCGCCCGCCUCCCAAGAAUGGAGGCACCGCCACCGUCCUCUCCCGCCCUGGCACCGCUAUCACCAUGCACAAUGAUAGCGGUCGCAAUACCCCUAGCACCCCUGAUGUUCGCUCCGUGUUGCCAAUUGCAACCACUUCGGCCCCCAUGUCUGGGCCUCCCAGCGCCCCUGCCACCCCUCGACAGGCUUUCCGGCGAUCAAUUGCAUUGACCCCGAGCAAUGGAAGCUUCUCUGGGCCUGGUGCGGGGGAUUUCUUUGGUGGUAGUCCACUAAGAUAG